Colletotrichum costaricense is the source of this 1404-nucleotide messenger RNA. Its product is annotated as glycosyl hydrolase family 76. The coding region runs from base 1 to 1404 and encodes 467 amino acids. The transcript is spliced from 4 exons. Gene Ontology annotation, molecular function: mannan endo-1,6-alpha-mannosidase activity. Lineage: Eukaryota; Fungi; Ascomycota; Sordariomycetes; Glomerellales; Glomerellaceae. Gene Ontology annotation, biological process: carbohydrate catabolic process; fungal-type cell wall biogenesis. The record is from RefSeq and is a predicted model, not a curated record.
AUGGUCGCUUCACUCGCUUCUGCCGCUUCGGCGGCACUCUUGCUCGUCGGCAGCCUCCCCGCCGUCAACGCGCAGUACACCAUCGACACAACUGACAACAUAAAAAAGUCGGCAAAAAUGCUCGCAUACGACCUUAUCAAACAGUACAAGGGCAACCAGACCGGCGAGAUCCCCGGUAUUUUACCUGGCCCGCCAACCGAGCACAAGGGCGACUACUACUGGUGGGAAGGAGGCGCCAUGAUGGGCACUUACAUCGACUACUGGAAGCUGACGGGCGACUCGGCCUACAACGACCUCGUCAUGCAGGGCAUGCUUCACCAGACCGGCCCCAAUGCCGAUUACAUGCCGCCAAACCACACCGCAUCGCUGGGUAACGACGACCAAGGCUUCUGGGGCAUGUCCGCCAUGUUGGCCGCAGAGAACAAGUUCCCGAACCCGCCCGAAGAGAAGCCUCAGUGGCUGGCACUGGCGCAGGCCGUGUGGACGACGCAAGCUAGCCCCGAUCGCCAUGACGAUACCUGCGGUGGAGGUCUGAGAUGGCAGGUGCCUUUUUCCAAUGCUGGAUACAACUACAAGAACACCAUCGCAAACGGAUGUUUCUUCAACAUUGGCGCCCGCCUCGCCAGAUACACCAACAACGACACGUACGCGCAGCACGCCGAGAAAACCUGGGACUGGCUCUGGGCCGCCAACUACAUUGACCACGAGUCCUGGAACGUUUACGACGGCGGCCACGUCGAGCACAACUGCACCGACGUCAACAAGCAGCAAUUCUCUUACAACGCGGCCAUUCUCACGCAGGGCGCCGCUUUCAUGUACAACUACACCAACGGUUCCGACGUCUGGAAAGGCCGCAUCGAAAAGAUGACAGAGUCCCUCUUCCUCAACUUCUUCCCCAACAACACCGCCUACGAGCUGGCCUGCGAGGGCCGCAAGGGCCAGUGCACCGCCGACAUGUUGUCCUUCAAGGGCUACGUCCACCGCUGGAUGUCCGUCGUCACGCAGGUCGCCCCCUUCAUGAAGGACAAGAUUCUGCCCGUCCUCAAGGAGUCGACGCAGCACGCCGUCAAUCAGUGUACGGGCGGCGCCGAGGGUCGCACCUGCGGCUUCUACUGGAACGAGCAAGUCUAUGUCGACCCGGCCGUCGACAAGACCUCUGGUGCCGGUGAGGUCAUGAACGUCUUGGCUGCCGUGUCGAGUCUUCUUAUCGAGGAUGCUGCGCCGCCUGUGACGAAUUCGACGGGUGGUAUUUCAGCGGGUGAUCCUGAUGCAGGAAGCAAGAGUAAGGAUAACAUUGAGCCGGAGCCUAUCACGACGGCGGAUAAGGCUGGCGCGGGUAUCCUGACAUUCAUCGUCCUUGCUGGUGGUUUGGGUACGUGGGGAUGGAUGAGUCUGGGUGACUGA